Messenger RNA from Eruca vesicaria subsp. sativa (arugula), 1146 nucleotides. The record is from the annotation of a GenBank genome assembly. NCBI's taxonomy places the organism in Eukaryota, Viridiplantae, Streptophyta, Magnoliopsida, Brassicales, Brassicaceae.
AUGGUUGUGGUUGCAGCGGCUGUGGCAUGGGAAGCUGGAAAGCCACUAGUGAUGGAGGAAGUAGAAGUCGCUCCACCGCAGAGACACGAAGUACGUAUCAAGAUUCACUUCACAUCUCUCUGUCACACCGAUGUUUGCUUCUGGGAAGCAAAGGGUAAACCAAAACACCCCUUAUCUUCUUUCACAAGUUUUAGUGUUUUAAGAUAUUUUUCUGGUUUUAGUGUUGUGGAGAGUGUUGGAGAAGGAGUGACUGAUCUUCAACCAGGAGAUCACGUUUUGCCCAUCUUCACCGGAGAAUGUGGUGACUGCCCUCACUGCCACUCUGAGGAAUCCAACAUGUGUGAUCUCCUCAGGAUCAACACGGACCGAGGCGGCAUGAUUCAUGAUGGCCAAUCAAGAUUCUCCACCAAGGGAAAACCCAUUCACCAUUUCCUUGGAACCUCCACUUUCAGUGAGUACACAGUGGUGCACUCCGGUCAGGUCGUUAAGAUCAACCCGGAUGCUCCUCUUGACAAAGUCUGCAUCGUUAGCUGUGGCUUAUCCACUGGGCUAGGAGCAACUUUGAAUGUGGCUAAACCCAAGAGAGGUCAGAGUGUUGCCAUUUUUGGUCUUGGUGCAGUUGGUUUAGCUGCUGCUGAAGGUGCUAGAAUUGCUGGUGCUGGUAGGAUUAUUGGUGUUGAUCUCAACCCCAAUAGAUUCGAGGAAGGUACUAAGAAAUUUGGUGUGACCGAGUUUGUGAACCCUAGAGAUCAUGACAAACCUGUUCAGCAAGUUAUCACUGAGAUGACAGAUGGUGGAGUUGACCGGAGUGUGGAGUGCACAGGAAGCGUUCAAGCCAUGAUUCAAGCUUUUGAAUGCGUUCACGAGGGUUGGGGUGUUGCGGUGCUGGUGGGUGUGCCAAGACAAGACGAUGCAUUCAAGACUCAUCCCAUGAAUUUUCUGAACGAGAGGACUCUCAAGGGCUCUUUCUUUGGGAACUAUAAACCCAAAACUGACAUUCCAGGGGUCGUUGAGAAGUACAUGAACAAGGAGCUGGAUCUUGAGAAGUUCAUCACUCACACAGUGCCAUUCUCGGAGAUCAACAAGGCCUUUGAUUACAUGUCAAAGGGAGAUUGUAUCCGUUGCAUCAUCAACAUGGGCGCUUGA